CGGGACGAUCGUGCCUACCGGUGGCGAGCAGGAUUCUUCGCACGAGCAGGCUGACCAGCUGCUGGCACAGCAGCUGAACACAUUUCAGCGUGUCGCUGAGUUGUGCAACACGGUCAUGGACCGCAUGGGCACUCGGGCCGGCGAAGCACAGCUCCUACCUCCGGCCACGCUACCCACGUACACGGGUUACGACGAACCGAAAUCUGUGGCGGACUUCCUAGAGGAAAUAGACAGGUAUGUCAGAGCGACCGGUGCCUCGGAAGCGCACGUGAUGGCUCGAAUCCGGCCGUUGGCUUUACGGGCUGCCGCAGGACGGUGGUGGAGGCUACAAACGCCUUUCACCACAAGGGCAGAAUUUGAACAGCGCUUCCGAGAGGAAUUUCUGCCCCCUGGGUACGAGCUGCGAGUCCAGCGUGAGCUCGAACUAAGAACCCAGCAUCCGGACGAAAGUUUGCUCGAGUACGUCCGGACGAUGCAGGAACUGCAUCGCCGAGCAGCACCGACUGCCUCGGAAAGGGACCAAGUAGCUCGGGUCAUUCGACAGAGUCAUCCCAGAUUCAGGCCAUUUCUUUAUGGGCGCACAUUCGAAACCCUUGAGCACCUCGCACGGGAGGCCCGCGGUGUACAAGACGCCCUGUUAGCUGAGAGCACUUACGUGCCACCGCCAGCGCCGCAAUCUGCUCUUGAGCCGUCACUAGCUUGGCGCGCCCCCGUAGCCAGUCCCUCAUGCGACCUGACGAGCCCAGGCGCAUUCACGGCUAUCUCCUCCCGCGCCCUGGACCCCUUCGCACACGAGGGGCUCACACUCGACUUUCCUGCAAGAGGCUACCGCCUUCACGGACAGUCCGAGACAACACCCUUUGCGGAGAAGAAAGACUUCGUGCCUGUAUCAAGACACGCGGAAGGCGUAGCAGCCACGCACACCACCCUGCCACAGACGCCAGCGAUUACGGACUUGGCGCAGUACUUUUACAGGAAUGCGCAGGUGAUUUGA
Messenger RNA from Rhipicephalus sanguineus (brown dog tick), 994 nucleotides. RefSeq lists its product as uncharacterized. The record is from RefSeq and is a predicted model, not a curated record. The transcript has 3 exons. Bases 116 to 994 code for a protein of 292 amino acids. Lineage: Eukaryota; Metazoa; Arthropoda; Arachnida; Ixodida; Ixodidae.